UAAUUAGUACGAAAAUAAUUUAAUUAUGUUAUUACUGUAGUUGAUAGGCAACUUUUUAUUUUCUAUUGUUUAUUACUGAAAUUUAAACUAUUUGUUCGUCAAUUCUAUAAUAUAUAAGUUAACUAGACGUUAUUAUGACCGAAGCAAAUAAAAAAAUCGUAUAUGUCGGUGGUCUAGCGGAAGAAAUCGACGAGAAGAUUUUAAAAGCCGCCUUCAUACCCUUCGGAGACAUCAUUGACGUCCAAAUACCCUUAGAUUAUGAAUCGGAAAAACACAGAGGCUUCGCCUUUAUAGAGUUCGAGAGUUCAGAAGAUGCGGGUGCCGCUAUUGACAACAUGAAUGAUGCAGAAUUAUUUGGCAGGACCAUAAGGGUAAAUCUCGCCAAACCACAAAAAAUAAAAGAGGGUUCCACAAGACCAGUUUGGUCAGAAGAUACGUGGCUCCAGAAACAUGCAGGGGAAACUAUAAAGGAUAAAGUAGCCACUACGACUGAGAAGCCUAAUGAAGAGACUGAGGAAGUUCAAGAGCCAGCAGCAAAGAAAGUGAAAAAUCCACAAGUUUAUUUGGAUAUAAAAAUAGGGAGGACUGAAGUAGGUCGAAUAACUAUAAUGCUCCGACCUGAUGUUGUUCCAAUCACAGCAGAGAACUUUAGAUGUCUAUGUACUCAUGAAAAGGGUUAUGGUUAUCAGGGGAGUUCAUUCCAUAGAAUUAUCCCAGAUUUUAUGUGUCAAGGAGGAGAUUUUACCAAUCACAAUGGAACAGGAGGAAAAUCAAUAUAUGGCAGAAAGUUCAAUGAUGAAAAUUUCCAAUUAAAACACACAGGUCCAGGUACUCUUUCUAUGGCAAAUUCUGGACCUAACUCGAAUGGAUCUCAGUUUUUUAUAUGCACUGCUAAGACUGACUGGUUAGAUGGUAAACAUGUGGUUUUUGGACAUGUGAUUAGUGGUAUGGAUGUUGUUAAGAGAAUGGAAAGGUGUGGGAGUAAAACAGGAAAACCCAAAGAAAAAAUUAUUAUAUCAGCUUGUGGAGAAGUUUUGUAGGAUAUAAUUGGUUUUAUCUUUUUUAUUUUACUUUUUAAUAUAAGGUUUUAAUUUA
Anthonomus grandis grandis is the source of this 1095-nucleotide messenger RNA. RefSeq names its product peptidyl-prolyl cis-trans isomerase E (gene cyp33). Gene Ontology annotation, biological process: protein peptidyl-prolyl isomerization; protein folding. Gene Ontology annotation, cellular component: intracellular membrane-bounded organelle. The transcript has a single exon. Gene Ontology annotation, molecular function: RNA binding; peptidyl-prolyl cis-trans isomerase activity. The coding region runs from base 135 to 1040 and encodes 301 amino acids. The record is from RefSeq and is a predicted model, not a curated record. Lineage: Eukaryota; Metazoa; Arthropoda; Insecta; Coleoptera; Curculionidae.